AUGUCAAGAUUGAGUUGGGAUGAAGCUGUUGCUAUAAUCAACAACAACGGUGAUGUUUCAAAACUAAACCAUUUAGCAUUUGAUAUUAACCAUGUUGACGAAUUCCAAAACUUUAUUAGAGAUCACGAAUCAAAUAAUUUUGAGAAUAAUUGGUUUGAUAAGGUCAAACAAACUCUUUUUCAUGUAGCUAUUAAAGCGAAUCAUUUGGAGGCUGUGAAGAUUUUGUUGCAAAAUGGUGCAAACAAAGAUUUACCUUAUAUCACCGUAACAAUUAGAGCACAAAGAUGUCUUAUCAGUGGCUCUGUCCACAAUUAUGCAGCUGCAGAAUGGAGUGAUUGGAAAAGAUGGGUUGAAAAAUCAGAAAAAAGAGCUUGCCAAGAUUUAACAACCAACACCGACAUUUUGCAAUUAUUGAAAUAA
Naegleria fowleri is the source of this 420-nucleotide messenger RNA. RefSeq lists its product as uncharacterized. The coding region runs from base 1 to 420 and encodes 139 amino acids. NCBI's taxonomy places the organism in Eukaryota, Heterolobosea, Eutetramitea, Acrasida, Naegleriidae. The transcript has a single exon. Gene Ontology annotation, molecular function: protein binding. The record is from RefSeq and is a predicted model, not a curated record.